GACACAAUCUUUGUCUUCCGGUCAUGUGACGCAGGGGUAUACAGAUUAUAAAACAUUGGAGCUCGUUAUUACAUGACUAAAGGUAAUAGUAGAACAUGGUCAGAACCUAAACUGAAUGUAGCGACUAGUGAAUGCCAAUCAAUGGAUUCUACCAGCACCGCAGCUCCUAUGACAGACGACUGCGAGUCAGAAUCUUUUCCUUUAAUGUCCUCUGGCUCAGGUCAAGUUCCUACUUCAGUUGGUGGCCUUCCUGGCGUCCAACCUCCAUGUCCCUCCUGAAGACUGCCGAGUCCAAGAUACUUUCCUGUAUUCGGAAUGAUUUAUGGGCCAGGUUUGUGAAGCUCCCAAAUCAGGACCGCAUAUGGACUCUGACUCUUAGCAACAAGACGGUUAACAAACCAUCAGAACAACCGCCUAAGACUCCCCUGGUGAUGGUUCACGGCUUCGGAGGGGGCGUCGGCUUAUGGAUCCGAAACCUUGACAGCCUGAGCCGCUCGCGGCCCGUCCACGCCUUCGACCUCCUGGGUUUUGGGAGGAGCUCCCGACCUCACUUCCCCUCGGAUGCUGCAAAGGCAGAGGAGCAGUUCGUUGACUCCAUCGAACAAUGGAGGGAGUCUGUGGGGCUGGAGAAGAUGAUAUUACUGGGACACAGUCUUGGAGGGUACCUGGCGACCUCCUAUGCCAUCCAGUAUCCUUCAAGGGUGUCGCAUCUCAUCCUGGUGGACCCGUGGGGCUUCCCGGAGAGACCCAAAGCAGAGAACCAGGAGAGUCAAGGCCCAGAAGCAGUGAAGACCUUUCGCCCGCCACGCUGGGUGAAAGUCAUCGCGUCGAUCGUUUCCUUCUUCAACCCGCUGGCCGUCAUCAGAGCAGCGGGCCCAUGGGGCCCCGGGUUGGUGAACAGAUUCCGGCCCGAUUUCAAGAGGAAGUUUGAAGAUUUGUUUGAUGACGACACGAUGACACAGUACAUCUAUCACUGUAACGCACAGACUCCAAGUGGUGAGGUGGGUUUCCGGGCCAUGUCAGAGUCCCUGGGUUGGGCUAAAAGACCCAUGCUUCAGCGAGUCCACCUGCUGCCCCCCUCCAUGCCUGUCACCAUGCUGUACGGAGCAGUGUCCUGGGUGAGCAGCUCAUCCGGGGACAAAGCGGCAGAGAUAAGGGGCAAGGCUCACACCAGAGUCAUGCUUAUAGAUGAAGCCUCCCACCACGUGUACGCCGACCAGCCAGAGGAAUUCAACAAAGUAGUGGAGAAUAUAUGCAAGUCUGUGGACUGAAGUGUUGGAAAUUACAGAUUGUACUGUAUAUAAACUGUAUUUGCCAGGAGAUAAAGAAUCACGUGGCGUUUGUCCGUGUCAAAACAUAGUAAAACUUUAUUUAUAAUGUAUUUAUCAAUCAGCCAGAUGGCCAUAUGUUCAGAUUUUUCACAUGUGCCUAAUUUUUUUGUUUCUCCUCCAUCUGUCACACUGUGUGUGUUUUAUAACUUUUACAAAAAUAAAAAUGUGAACAUCAAGAGAGA
This is a messenger RNA of Oryzias melastigma (Indian medaka), 1513 nucleotides long. RefSeq names its product abhydrolase domain containing 4, N-acyl phospholipase B (gene abhd4). The transcript has 8 exons. The coding region runs from base 132 to 1271 and encodes 379 amino acids. Gene Ontology annotation, cellular component: lipid droplet. The record is from RefSeq and is a predicted model, not a curated record. Gene Ontology annotation, molecular function: phosphatidylcholine lysophospholipase A1 activity. NCBI's taxonomy places the organism in Eukaryota, Metazoa, Chordata, Actinopteri, Beloniformes, Adrianichthyidae.